Aspergillus sclerotioniger CBS 115572 is the source of this 755-nucleotide messenger RNA. RefSeq lists its product as uncharacterized. The transcript has a single exon. The record is from RefSeq and is a predicted model, not a curated record. Bases 185 to 598 code for a protein of 137 amino acids. NCBI's taxonomy places the organism in Eukaryota, Fungi, Ascomycota, Eurotiomycetes, Eurotiales, Aspergillaceae.
CAUAGGGGGAUGAUCUGUCUGCUCUGCUCCUUGCCAUUACGAAUCCAUCAACGGGUCCCAUCGCUGCAACCAUCAGGGUACUUGCCUGCCAGUCUACAUAGACCACAAAUGGUUGUAGAAGAAACGUGUGACCCAAAAGGGUUUUGCUCCUGGUUUCAGGGAAUCUGCCCCGAUUACCCUGCCGAUGGAUCUCGUCUCUGCAACCAUCAGAGAACUAUCUAUCGGCUACAUACACCACAAAUACAGCAGGUCGUGGAAAUGUCUCUGGGGGCUAAACCUACCCUCCUCAAUUUACUCCUUUGAUUUUAUCAUGCCCCCCAGAUACAACUCAGCACCUAUCCAGAUAAGUUGUAUGCAAAUGGAGGCACACAUGGGGAAUGACCCACCUUCUCUACUCUACCCUAUAUUCCUUCCCAUCCCUAUGAAUCCACUGCAUCAACGGAUCCCAUCGCUGCAACCAUCACGGUUACCAUCACGGUUACCACCACGGUUACCACCACGGUUACCAUCACGGUUACCAUCACGGUUACCAUCACGGUUACCAUCACGGUUACCAUCACGGUUACCAUCACGGUUUACCUAUAUACACUACAGAUGACUGAGAGGAAGAUAUCGAACACAGCCCUACCCUUUCAUAUACUAUUCUGCUCUGCUUCCAUCUAUCCAAUCCGCUUCUUAUUUUAAACUUCGCAUACAAGUCUGCAUCUAUCGUCUAUCUAUAUGCAAUCCGUGGAGAUGGAGGUAUGGGUGUUGUG